Messenger RNA from Dipodomys ordii (Ord's kangaroo rat), 2056 nucleotides. RefSeq names its product DEAD (Asp-Glu-Ala-Asp) box polypeptide 43 (gene Ddx43). The transcript is spliced from 17 exons. The record is from RefSeq and is a predicted model, not a curated record. The coding region runs from base 1 to 1941 and encodes 646 amino acids. Gene Ontology annotation, molecular function: ATP binding; RNA binding; RNA helicase activity. NCBI's taxonomy places the organism in Eukaryota, Metazoa, Chordata, Mammalia, Rodentia, Heteromyidae.
AUGUCCAGACAAUCGGCAGGAGCCAACGCCCCCCGCUGGGUCGUUGCUUCCCGCCGGAGCUCCGCAGGGUACCGAGCUCAGGAGCAGCGGCCGGCGGGGGAGCCCAGUAGAAGAGGUCGCGGAGGAAGUCGGGGCAGGCGAGGUGGAGAGUGGAGGGAGCCUUCCGGGGCCCCGGAAGCCGGGUCGGCUGGCCGUCGGGAACCGCCGCUCUGCUUCCGACUGAAGAACGACCUGGUGGGCGUCGUGAUCGGUCGUGGAGGGACAAAAAUACGAGAAAUCCAAAAUACAACAAACACCAGAAUACAGAUAACAAAAGGAAAUCCUGAGGCAGAAGUCAAAAUUUUUGGCAAUAAGGCAAUGCAGACAAAAGCAAAAGCAAUGAUAGAUAAUUUUGUAAAAAAACAUGAAAAUUACAAUCCAGAACACAAAAGUGUUCUUGAGUUCCAGCCUUCUGUUGAAAAAGAGGUAAACGCAAAUGACAGUGGAACAGAUGACCAGCCACUGAUAGACUGGGACCAGAUUCGAGAAGAUGCUUUGAAGUGGGAAAAAAAAAAGUGGGCAGAUUUACCCCCAAUUAAGAAAAACUUUUACGUAGAGUCAGAAACAACAAGCUCAAUGUCACAAGUGCAAAUAGACACCUGGAGGAAGGAAAAUUUUAAUAUAACAUGUGAUGACUUGAAAGAUGGUGAGAAACGUCGUAUCCCCAAUCCUACUUGUAAAUUUGAAGAUGCCUUUCAUAGUUACCCUGAAGUGAUGGAAAAUAUUAAAAAGGCAGGUUUUCAAAAUCCAACACCAAUUCAGUCACAGUCAUGGCCAAUAGUUUUGCAAGGAAUAGAUCUUAUUGGAGUAGCACAAACCGGAACAGGGAAGACACUGUCAUAUUUAAUGCCUGGAUUUAUUCAUCUAGACUCUCAACCAGUAGCUAGAGAAAAAAGAAAUGGACCAGGCAUGUUAGUCCUUACGCCUACCCGGGAAUUAGCUCUUCAAGUGGAAGCUGAGUGUUCUAAAUAUUCAUAUAAAGGUCUUAAAAGUGUUUGUAUAUACGGUGGUGGAGAUAGAGAUGCACAAAUACAAGAUAUUUCAAAAGGUGUAGACAUCAUCAUUGCAACUCCGGGAAGACUGAAUGACCUACAAAUGAAUAACUUUGUCAACCUGAAAAGUGUAACCUAUUUGGUUUUAGAUGAGGCAGACAAGAUGCUGGACAUGGGAUUUGAACCCCAGAUAAUGAAGAUUUUGUUAGAUGUGCGCCCAGACAGGCAGACAAUUAUGACAAGUGCUACUUGGCCAUAUGCUGUCCGUCGCCUUGCACAAUCUUAUUUGAAAGAACCAAUGAUUGUCUAUGUUGGCACGUUGGAUCUGAUUGCUGUGAGCACAGUGAAGCAGAAUAUAAUCAUCACCACAGAGGAAGAGAAGCGAACUCACAUCCAAACGUUCCUGGAGAGUAUGUCACCUAAAGACAAGGUCAUUGUCUUUGUGAGCAGAAAAGCUGUUGCUGACCACUUAUCAAGUGACCUGAUUCUUCGACAAAUAUCAGUAGAGUCUCUGCAUGGAAACAGAGAGCAGAGUGAUCGGGAGAAAGCACUAGAAAACUUUAAAACAGGAAAAGUGAGAAUACUAAUCGCUACCGACUUGGCAUCGCGCGGUCUUGAUGUCCAUGAUAUCACACAUGUGUACAACUACGAUUUUCCACGGAACAUUGAAGAAUACGUGCACCGAGUGGGGCGCACUGGAAGAGCGGGGAGGACCGGCAUGUCUAUUACACUUAUCACAAGAAAUGAUUGGAGGGUUGCCACUGAACUGAUUAAUAUUCUGAAAAGAGCAAAUCAGAAUAUUCCAGAAGAGCUUGUUUUGAUGGCCGAGAGAUACAAAGCAAAUAAACUGAAAAAAGAAAUGGAAAAAAAAAUGGGAAGACCUCAAGGAAAGCCCCAGAAAUUUUAUUAACGUUUUUUGUGGCACUGCCCAACCAGAGAAUUCAAGAUUUUUUAGAAAUAGAUACUAUUUAAAAUGGAAAUGUUGAAACAUACUAUCAGUAUGAAGAGACUUGACUGAUUCCUUA